Thalassophryne amazonica is the source of this 3401-nucleotide messenger RNA. RefSeq names its product ligase III, DNA, ATP-dependent (gene lig3). Gene Ontology annotation, biological process: DNA biosynthetic process; mitochondrial DNA repair; lagging strand elongation. Gene Ontology annotation, molecular function: DNA ligase (ATP) activity; ATP binding; zinc ion binding. The record is from RefSeq and is a predicted model, not a curated record. Lineage: Eukaryota; Metazoa; Chordata; Actinopteri; Batrachoidiformes; Batrachoididae. Gene Ontology annotation, cellular component: DNA ligase III-XRCC1 complex. Bases 157 to 3156 code for a protein of 999 amino acids. The transcript has 21 exons.
CAAAAUCGGAGGUGGAUACGUACUUAUGGUGUAACAAAAAAUUCUUAACACCAGUUAGCCAGGAGCUAACAACAGUGAGGAGUUCUACAUAAAAAUAACCAUGAUAACUGAUUUAUCGGGGCUUUAAGGUUAUAUUUUGCCUGUUUGCAUAAGUUGAUGCAGCGAUCAUAUCUGUUCUUGGCUGGUAAGAAGCUCUGUGUUGCACUAAAACUUCCCAAAACCUUUGUGACGCUUCGAAAAUUUUGUCGAUCCUCUUCUGUCUCUUUGCACUUCCAACAUCUUCCAUCUGUUGGCACUUUUUAUUUCUCCCGAAAAAGUUUGCGUUACUCUCUCCAGAGUGAUUCUACUCGGGUUUCUCUGCUGAAGAGUUUCUCCGGCUGCCCAGACAUGGCAGAUCAGAGGUUCCUUGUGGAAUACGCCAAGCGCGGCACGGCAGGAUGUAAGAAAUGUAAAGAUAAAAUCGCAAAGGGCGUCGUACGUAUCGGGAAGAUUGUGCCAAACCCUUUCAGCGAGUCUGCGGGGGAGAUGAAGGAGUGGUAUCACGUCAAGUGCAUGUUUGAGAAGCUGGAGCGGGCGAGGGCCACCACCAAGAAGAUCGAGGACAUCACAGAGCUGGAGGGCUGGGAGGAGCUGCAGGAUGAGGACAAGGACCUCAUUAACAAACAUGUGACAGACCUGAUGGCCAAAGUCGGCGCGAGUCCAAGGAAGAAGGUGCAGGCCAAAUUAAACACCAGCGGGGAGCUGAUGUCACCUGUUGCUGACCCGUCCGUGAACGCACCACGCAAAUUUUCAGGUUUCACUGCUGCAAAGGUGGGCAGCUCCAGCAGUCCAGGUCCCUCCUCAUCCGCGGCUAAACCCAGCCAGGGCAGCGCCUUGUCAGUGCAACUCUGCGACCCGAAACACAAGGACUGCCUGUUACGAGAGUUUCGCAAGCUGUGUGCCACAGUGGCGGAGAACAACAGCUACAACACCAAGACGCAGAUUAUCGAGAAAUUCCUGAAGAAAGGCUCAGGCGGCGAUAAGUUCCAUGGAGAUCUUUACCUGACAGUGAAGCUGCUUUUGCCCGGCGUCGUCAAAAGUGUCUACAACCUCAACGACAAGCAGAUUGUGAAACUCUUCAGCCGCAUCUUUAAAUCCAACCAGGAUGACAUGGUGCGCGAUCUGGAGCAGGGUGAUGUGUCUGAGACGGUCAGGAUGUUCUUCGAGGAGAGUAAAUCAUUUCCUCCAGCUGCCAAAAGCGUCCUGACCAUCCAGGAAGUGGACGCGUCGCUGACCCGCCUCGCUCAGCUGACCAAAGAGGACGAGCAGCAGAGCGAGCUGGAGGACAUCGCCAAAAAGUGCACCAGUAACGACCUGAAAUGCAUCAUUCGACUUAUUAAACACGACUUGAAGAUGAACGCCGGCGCCAAACACGUUUUGGAUGCUGUAGAUCCAAAUGCCUACGAUGCCUUCAAGGCCUCACGCAACCUGGGUGACGUGAUCGAAAGGGUGUUGAGGAAUCAUCAAGAGGCAUCAGACGGUUCGGGGCCCAGAAAGUUGCUCACAAUCGAGGCGUCACUCAUGACUCCCGUACAGCCCAUGUUGGCAGAGGCAUGUAAGUCCAUCGAGCACGCCAUGAAGAAAUGUCCAAACGGGAUGUACUCGGAGAUCAAGUACGACGGUGAGCGCGUGCAGGUCCACAAGGACGGAGACAAGUUCAGCUACUUCAGCCGCAGCCUCAAACCGGUUUUACCGCACAAAGUGGUCCACUUCAAAGAGUUUAUCCCUCAGGCUUUUCCUGGCGGACACAGUAUGAUAUUAGACGCUGAGGUCCUUCUAAUCGACACGAAGACCAGUAAGCCCCUCCCAUUUGGGACCUUGGGUGUACACAAGAAAGCCGCUUUCCAAGACGCCAACGUUUGCCUGUUUGUUUUCGACUGCAUCUUCUUCAAUGGCGUGAGUCUCAUGGAGAGGCCUCUGUGUGAACGCAAGAAGUUCCUCCAUGACAACAUGGUUGAAGUUCCCAAUAGGAUCCUGUUCUCGGAGAUGAAACACGUCACUAAAGCAGCUGAUCUGGCCGACAUGAUCACGCAUGUCAUCAGAGAGGGGCUGGAAGGUCUGGUGCUCAAGGACGUAAAGGGCACAUAUGAACCUGGGAAGCGGCACUGGCUGAAGGUGAAGAAGGACUAUCUGAACGAGGGUGCAAUGGCGGAUACGGCUGACCUGGUGGUGCUGGGAGCGUUCUACGGAAAAGGAUCCAACGGGGGCAUCAUGUCCAGCUUUCUAAUGGGCUGCUAUGAUCCAGACUCCAAGAAAUGGUGCACAGUCACCAAGUGCUCCGGCGGGUACGACGACGCCAUGUUGGCGCGGCUCCAGAAAGAGCUGGAUGUUAUCAAAAUCAGUAAGGAGCCGAGCAAAAUCCCCAGCUGGCUGAAAAUCAUCAAGAACUAUUACCCGGAUUUCAUCAUCCGCGACCCUGAGAACGCUCCAGUGUGGGAGAUCACUGGCGCAGAGUUUUCCAAAUCUGAGAUGCACACUGCCGACGGCAUCUCCAUCCGCUUUCCCCGCAUGACCCGUAUCCGUGACGACAAGGACUGGAAGACCGCCACCAACCUGCACCAGCUUAAAGAGCUGUACCGCAUAUCAAAGGAGAACACAGACUUCAAAGUGACAGCUGGGCCGUCCAAAGCCAACGAGGACAAGGACUCGUCUAACGGGGACAGCGGAGGGAGCUCGCCCUCACCUAGUGGACGAAAUCCACCCAAAAGAAUCAGCGGCAGCAGCAGCAGCACUCCAAAGCCAAAAGUGGUGAAAUCUCAUCCUCGCAGCCCUGACCCAGAAGAACCGAGUGCCAAGAAGGUGAGGAAGAGUGAAACGGUGCACAGCAAUGGUCAAACUCAAGCAAAGCCGACAUCUCAACUACUGCAGCCGCGAAAUGACAGGACGUUGCUGGACAUUUUCAGCGGUGUGAAGCUUUUCCUGCCCUCCUCUGUGCAAGACUACAACAAACUGCGGCGGUACUUUGUGGCAUACGAUGGCGACCUGGUGCCGGAAUAUGACUCUACCUCAGCCACACACACGCUGGCCACACCCAAUGAGGACAGCCGCGCCCAGAGAGUCACGGCCGACUGGAUCUGGGAAUGUAUCCGCAAGAGACGUGUCGUUCCUCCCUGUUGAUGGGGAACCAAAACAUAAUUAAAAAAAAGGUUUUGACUCUAAAUCAAGAACAGCUUCAGUGUCCACAAACAUUUACAUGAUUUUAUUAUUUAUUUACAAACUAACAGCACCAGAUGUUUACAGUUUUUGUAACAGGACAAACUGACAACAAGAACAACUUUUUCAAAUCACCGAGGUUUGAAGGAGAUUUAUUAAAAAAAAAAAAAAAAUAGAAGUGCUUUUUUCAGAUUUCAUAUCUCACUACA